AUGAAAAUUGGUUUAGAACUCAACGCCUUUCCGCUCUAUUUUAGCAUUUCCGUCGACUCCGUCUUAUGCAGUAAAAUAAGCGAGAAAACAAAGUCCGGUGAUUCGGAAGGGGCAGGGGGCGUGGCCAGCCCCGUUCCAACGCGGACACACACACACACGAACACGCGUUCUCACACACAUAACUCCGCUGUGGCGAGCACGGUCCUCCAGAAAGAGCUCCGCCGGCUGCUCGGACGACAACCCAGCCGCCACCAGCCACCACCCCCAUCUCGGCGAGAGGAAAUGAAGAGGAGGCUGCACAAGAAAUACUUGAUUUUGAUACUGGCAUAUUCGGGCUUGCUUCUGCUAAUCCCCUACGUGUUAGAUUACCGGGACAGAUCGGCCCAGCACGCCAAACCGCCGCAGCAACAGCCCAGAUGCCCGGAUUUGGAGAACACGGUGGCGCUCCUGUGGGAUAACGGCAACCGGGGCAACGGCAGCGAUGCGGCGGAGCACGCCGCCAACCGGAGCCAGUCCCGGAUCCACAUCUACCUGCACGCCACCUGGAGGACCGGCUCCUCCUUCCUGGGGGAGCUGUUCAACCAGCACCCGGACGUCUUCUACCUGUACGAGCCCAUGUGGCACAUCUGGCAGGCGCUGUACCCCGGGGACGCGGGCAGCCUGCAGGGCGCCGUGCGCGACAUGAUGGGCGCGCUCUACCGCUGCGACUUCUCCGUGCUCAAACUUUACGCCGGCACGCAGAACGUCACCACCUCCUUCAUCUUCGGCUGGAAGAUGAACACGGUGAUCUGCUCGGAGCCGCUGUGCGGCGGCGGCGGCCGCAGUCGCCACGACGUCGGGCUGGUGAGGGAGGAGCAGUGCGCCAAGUGCCAGCGGAGGGACCUGAGGGAGCUGGAGAGGGAGUGCAGGAAGUACCCGGUGAUGGUCAUCAAAGGGGUCCGCGUCCUGGACCUCAGCACGCUGGUCCCGCUCAUGAGAGACCCGGCCGUCAACCUCCAGGUCAUCCAGCUCUUCCGGGACCCCAGGGCCGUCCACAACUCCCGCCUCAAGUCCAAGCAGGCCCUGGUGAAGGAGAGCAUCCAGGUCCUGAGGAGCAAGAAGCAGAGCGACAAGUACAAGCGGCUCCUGGUGCCCAGCAACCGGAUGAACCGGGCCGAGAGCUACGUGUCCAGCGCCAUGGAGCUGAUCUGCGACAACUGGCUGAGCGACAUGAUGCUGGUGGCCAACUCGCCGCCGUGGGUGCGGCGGAACUACCUCCGCCUGCGCUACGAGGACCUGGUGCUGCGGCCCAUGGAGGAGCUGCAGAGGCUCUACCGCUUCUCCAACCUGUCCAGCUUCCCCGCGCUGGACCGCUUCGCGCUCAACAUGACGCGCGGCCAGGGCUACUCCUCGGACAAGCCCUUCCUCAUAUCGUCCAGGGACGCCAAGGAGGCCAUCUACGCCUGGAGGGAGCGGCUGAACGUGGAGCAGAUCGGGCAGGUGGAGGCCUACUGCAGCGAGGUCAUGAGGCAGCUGGGGGUCCUUGUAUUCACAGCUGAGAGGGCAAAAGGUGGAAUGACAAAACAAGCUCCAGGAAUGCGGUCGGCCAGGAGCUCUGGAGCGUGCGCCUCCUGGGUUGUUUUCCCCUCAACCCCGAGCGGGGUCGCUGAACUGGAGAAAAAUCGGCACGGAGACGGAGAAAAAGAGAGAGAGAGAGAGAACAGCCAGUCGCAGAAGGGUGUGUUUGAAACGAGGAGAAAGCCGCUUUAUUUUUUUUACUGUGCUGAGACCGACGGGGUCCGUGCAGAUUGA
Molecule: messenger RNA, 1791 nt
Organism: Menidia menidia (Atlantic silverside)
Lineage: Eukaryota; Metazoa; Chordata; Actinopteri; Atheriniformes; Atherinopsidae
Source: the annotation of a GenBank genome assembly